Molecule: messenger RNA, 2691 nt
Organism: Leptosia nina
Lineage: Eukaryota; Metazoa; Arthropoda; Insecta; Lepidoptera; Pieridae
Source: the annotation of a GenBank genome assembly
AUGGAAGUGGCAGAUCAAUGGCGUCGCCAGUGGGCUGGAGCCGCCGAAUAUGGGAAGGUAACCGAAGGCGGUGUGACGCGACGGAUCGCCCGCGCUAUGGAAGUCCUACACGCCAGUGCUCCUGGUACACGGGUUCGAGUCAUGAGAGCCGCAUAUCACUCUUCAUCUGGUCACGGCGAGCCAGCUUCUUCUUACCUGAUGCAUUCAUCUAGACGGGUCAUAUCAUCAGGGUAUAACCUGCCAGAGCCCUCAUCGCUACCGUCGAAACCGUUAGAAGUAUCCUCAUUGCCACUAGAAUCUUCACCUGAUAUUGACAGUGAGAGAUUGAAUUACAAAGUGACCGAACCGGACGAUAUAGAAAUAUCGCAGCCGUCGAAAUGGAAAAAUGCAACGGGGAACAACAUUCGCAUGCCAAGCGAAGAGUCUUCGUCCGCUGAUAACGCGAGCAUCAUAGACCUUGAUUCGAGAAAUAGUAGCAGAAACACAUUUACAAGAAGUCGCGACAGUGAAAGUAACGAAGACACUAUAAGAAAUAUACAUUUGAGAAAUAAUCGGGUCUCGCCACUUUUAGACGCCCCGGUGACCUUAAGUACUUUGAAGUAUACUUCUCUCCUAAAUGGUAGUGACGAAUGGAAUAACAGACGAAAAAGUUACAGUUUCGAGGACACAUCUACCCUAAAUAAUAAUGGUAGUUUGCGAGACACGAGCCCUUUAGUUAUGGACUCUUCUACAGAUAGUGGAAUUUGCAAGUCAACCGAAUAUUUUACUGAUCACACUCUAGAUGGUCGAAUGAGGCGAUCGAGCAGGGAAAAGCUAUCAGAUUUACCAGAGGAGUCAUUUCAGGGCUGGUUAAGCAAAAAUAGGCCAAGCACAACCUUUAAACCGUCUCGUGUAAGCCCUCUUAAAGAUUUUAACGAGACGUAUCAAACUAGUGGAAGUAACAUAUCUCUUCAGUCGAAAGGAAAGGUUACCAUAACUUUACCUGUAAUGGUAGAAAAGGAUGAUUCCGAUCAAGAAUUAAACAAUGAAAAUGAUCGCAGAGCAAAAAAAGUCGGUUUUUGCAAAACUGAAUUACAUUUUGCAGCUGAAUCGGGAACUGUUAACAUAAUCGCUACUGAUGAGAAACCGCCACCCACACAUGAUUUCAGAAGAAAGAAAAGUGUAUUUUUGCCGUAUACUAGCAAAGUUGAUAAGUCAAUUACACUAUUUGGGGAAAGAAACUUUGAAUUGAAGCAUACGAUUGACGAACAUGCGACGUUAGAUGAGAAUACAGCAGCUACAAAAAGUAUUCUCAAGAACAGAAUUCCGAAACCCAAGCCAUAUCUUUUAGGAGAAAAUAUGACCUUUGGAAAUUCGGAAGAAACAUCAGAAUUAAAACAUGAGCCUGUUCCAACGGCUGUUAGUUUAAUAAACAGGCAAUUAGUAACGGAAAAUAACCAUUACCAUUAUAAAAAGAAUAACGAUGAAAAUUAUUAUAUUAAUAACGAUCUAAGGAAAGACAAUGCAGAUCCGAAAAAUCGUUACCACGAUAGUAAUGAAAAAUUUAUUGAUAUACUACAAAAGAAACAAACAAGCGAUAUUUCUCAAAGCAAUAAAAAUAAAUUAUCACCAACAUUAGGACAGUUAAAAACCCGCCAACUAAGAGAAAGCGAUCUUACAUACUUUGGUAUUGGAAAUUAUGAGAAACGACCAGAAGAAAUACAAACACUAGACAAUCUACAAGAAGAAAUACUCCAGUCUAUAAAAUUGGUACAAAAAGUUUCCAAUAGCGUUUGCAACAGUGAAGCUGAUUCAGAUGACAAUCAUGAUUAUCAAAACAUUUCCAACCAUAGCUAUCGUCCAGUCCCUAAGCCGAGAACAAAAUACAUCGACAUAAAUGAAAAAAAUCAAGUUAAGUCGCGUUUAGGACCAGUAUCAGAGAAAGAAAAAGAUAUUCCACAGACAACAAAUAAGAGAUAUCGAUCUAAACACGAAAGCAGAUCAACAUCCAGUGGAAGCAUAUCUGACCCACAAAGAAAAGAUGUACAAUACCUCCGAGAAAAUAAACGCGAAUCUUCGCCAAAACGAUUAAUUACAGCGAGGCUUGAACGAGAUCCAAAGGUGAAUGAAAAAGAGCGUAAUAAAAAAUCUUCCUCGAGUUUGAUACCAGGUGAAUCAAUGUACGUGAAUCUUACUGCAAAGAGAGAUAUACCUGUGAAAAAUGUCGAAACCAAUACCUUAGACCCCAAAAAAAGAAAAGAAAAGGAUGAAAAUGAUGUGAACCCGAAUGCAGAAACAGAGGAAAAGUCACACGAUCAGAAUUCUGCACAUAGGAGAACCUAUUUAGCGCAAUCUGCAGGAUCGCCUAAAGUUUCCAAUCAUCAUUCAGUCAACCGUGAUCGGAGCCCCAAAAAAUCUAAGGAAACAGACAGACCUGUGCGAACUUCAUCAAAAAGUAGAAAGAGUAAAUAUGUUAUCAAUUAUGAUGAUAAAAAUGGAACGGUAUCGUCUAUUUGUAAAGUGAAACCUCAAGAGAAAAGCGAAGUACGGAGAAAAGAACCAGCAGCACAGAAUAAAAAGAUCGCAACAGAGCGAAAUGCAAGGGUUGCGAAAAAAUCUGGCUUCCUUCGUACUCCGGAUCGGCAUUGGCUUAGCAACGGCAUAAAGCAAAAAUCGAAAACGCAUGUACAGAAAUCUUGCCAGUUGUUAUAA